This is a messenger RNA of Colletotrichum phormii, 1260 nucleotides long. RefSeq lists its product as uncharacterized. Lineage: Eukaryota; Fungi; Ascomycota; Sordariomycetes; Glomerellales; Glomerellaceae. The transcript is spliced from 5 exons. Bases 1 to 1260 code for a protein of 419 amino acids. The record is from RefSeq and is a predicted model, not a curated record.
AUGAUUGAGAACCGCGGCCCUGAGCUCCUAGGCGUCAACAUCUUUUUCGUCUCGGCGGCGGUGUUGGCCACUGCGUUGCGAUGCUACAUCCGGGCUGGCUUGGUCAAGGCUUUUGGAACGGAUGACUGGCUCAUGGUCCUGGCUUUGGCCUGCUUCAUAUGCUACUCGACCUUCUCGAUACUCGGCGUCCACUAUGGCACCGGCAGGCACUUCGCGGACAUAGAAGAUGACCAUAUCACUAAAGCACUCGAGUGCUGGUGGUUCUGCUACCUCUUCUACUCCCUAAGCAUGAUCGUCUCAAAGAUGUCCAUCGGAUUCUUCCUCUUGCGAAUCACGACCCGAAGACUCCACAGCUGGAUCGUCUACAUGGCCAUGAUGUUCACAGUCCUGGCUGGAAUCGUCUUCUUCUUCGUGACGCUGUUCCAGUGCCAUCGGAUCUCGUUCUUCUGGAACAAGAGCCAGCCGGGAAGCUGCAUCGAUGUCAACAUUGUCAUUGCCUUGGCAUACUUGUACAGUGCCUUCAGUGUCAUAUCCGAUUUGACAUUUGCCAUUCUCCCAGCCUUUCUGGUUUGGAAUCUCCAAAUGCGGAAGAAGACGAAGUUCGCUUUGAUUCCAUUGUUAAUCAUGGGUUGCGUUGCUAGCUCAGCUGUCUUGGUUCGCUUCGGAUACCUCAUGGGCCUCAAAGAUGCCGACUUCCUAUGGUCCACCCUUGACAUCGCCAUCUGGUCAUCCGUAGAACAAGGCCUUGCCAAUACCGCCGGUAGCCUCGCGACGCUUCGCCCGCUUCUCAAAGCCAUCGGCUUCAAGCUAGGAAUGUCCUCAGACCCAUACUCGCAUCGUGUCACCGACGACGCAGCUCGUCGGCCGUCAGCCUUCGCUACCACAACAUUUGCGAAGUCCAGCAGCGGUCCUCCGCAGUCGGGCCACGAGGAUGUCUACAACAUGUCAUACUUCCCCUGUAAAUGCUGCGGCACUUUCAAGUGUCAAAAGAGGCAGAGCGAGGCGACUUCGGGAAAGAGGUCGAGUAUGGGCUUCUCGGCGAGAGCAAGCAAAGGUUAUGCCGGUGCCUUGUCACAAAUCAAGAGCGUUAGCGAGACUGGCAGUGAGGAAGAGUUGACAUAUGGGGGGAGGUCAACAAGGGAGGCGUCGCACGACAACGAGAGGGUGGUGCCGCAGAGCUUCCUUAUCAUUGAUGAGCAGAAGGACUCAUUAGUUGGAUGUUUCCGACGUGACGGCCGAAAAACAUUAGUAGAAUCAUAA